CCCCAGGCCAGCAGCGGCCGGAACGCCACCCCCACAACACACGUUCAGCGGGUUCAGCGCGUGGUCUGAGAGGUUGAAUUUUGAUAAUCUUCAUCAUGGGGGUAAAGAAACUUAAACGGAAAGCAUCUGAAGAUGUACCAGAUGUAUCAGUGUCAAAGGAGACUGCCAUCUCUUCUAUAUCAGAACCUCCAAAGAAGAAACACAAGGGGCUUUCCACUGAAGAAUUCAUUGCCGCUCUGAAAGGGUCCGAUGGACCUGAAGCUGUACGUGAAUGGCUGUACAUGAUUUCAAGUGAAUGGGAGAAAUCUCUUAUGGACCGGACGUUGAACAGACUGAAACCUGAAAGGCAAGCUCAAAGAGAAUACAACAAACUGCAAUCGACAGAGAAGAAUGACAGUGAAGAGAAAAGUGAUGAAGUUGACAACUUGACUCCUACUGAAAAAGAUGAAGAGAAGGAUGAAGAAAAGGGUUUUGAGAAGGAGAAAAAUGAAACAGAGGAUUUGGUUACAAAUGAGUGUGCUGAGCACAUUGAUUGUUUUCUUACCUCUGGAGGUUCUGUCAAAGACAUCAUUGGCACUUUGCCUUCGCCUGAAUUUUUUGAAAAGGUUUCUCAAAUUCAAUACAUUUUCCGUACCCUCUUCAAAGUUCUUGUCAGAAUAUCUGCCAGCCAUCGUGACAAAGUGCCUGAAGCAGUUGAAGCCUGUCGAGAACUGCUGGAUUCUUAUUUACAAGUAAUUAAUAAUAUUUUAAAACGCCAACGUGAGCCGCAUUUCUGUUUGGAUCUUCUCACAGCUAUGGUGGCACUAGAUACAAAAUUUGCCAAAGAAAUAUUACAGAAAGUAACUCUGGACGAAGAAGUUGUUGUAAAUUUAACAUCUUUACGAGCUCCACUGAGGUCUCGAGUUGCUUAUCUCAAAUUACUUGUUGCUCUUCUAAUUGAUGCUGACAGUAGCUUGCUGUUGGCUGUCUCACAAAUGCCUUGGAUACUUACCUGUGUCAUGGAAGGCUUGUUAUAUGACCCAUCUAACAUUGUAGUGAUGUACCUCAUGACAAUUAAGAAGGCUAUUGUUGAGAAAUCAUCUGUUUUUAAAACAUCAAAAGUUAACAUUUUCAACCCGAACACAAUAAUUUCAUUGCUGCAUCUGUACAAGUGGAAAGGACCUCAAAACAGACCCAAGACAAAAUCACUUGCCCCCUGGGCAAUGAAAAAUAUUAAAGAAAAGCCUAAGAUGGAGAAUGAAAUUGACAGUGAAGAAGCUGGCCUUGUCUCCUCUGCAGUUCAUGAACUUUUGCUUGUGCUUUUGACUUCCCACCGUUAUGGAAUAAUCUUUGGAGGCACACAGCAAACUGACCGCAAUAAUCGAUUGGUAUCCAAUGUUUUAAAGAGAGUUGGUCAUCCGUGGGGAAAUCCUAAAGUUGCGGAUCUUAUAUCCAAGACUUUAGCAGCUUGUCCAGACUCAUUGGAUGAUACUAUGAAUUCUAUUCGUCCGUUCAUUCAACCAAGAUCAUCACCUCAAUGGUUCCUAUGUGCUAAAUUUCUCUGUCAGGUCCUUGAGGACCAGCACCCAGAGGAGGUUUUGUUGCGUCAACUCCCAAUGUCAGCAAUGAAGUUAUCUACUGCUGCCAUUAACAUGUGCAUUCCUAUUCCUGUUGUGCGUGCUUUGAAUGCCCGUGAAGCAGAGGUAUCUUGCAAGGAAAACAUCGAUGUUGCUAAAUCAUCAUUACAACUCUUGUUGUCCAUGCUCCGAAAGGCUACUGCCUUUUGUGAUGUUGUUCGCAAGUGGAGCUCUGAAAAAAUUUUACACUAUGCUCAAUCAGCAGCUUUCCUCAACCUUUUCACAAAAUGUAUACUUGAGAAUGUUCCCAGUCUUGAUUCCCUUCAGAAGGCAUGGCAGGUGUGGAGCAGUAAACUGUCUGAAUCUGAUAGUAUGGAAAUUGAUGGUGAAGCAACUACUAGACCAGUAGAUGUGUUGUCUCUCCUUUUGGAAGUCUUGGAAAUGUAUCAGAGACUUUGUCCAAAAAUUUUGAAUCCAUUACAUUCUGCCCAGUCUGAUUUCAAGACAUCUUUGACUAAUGUUGUACUGCAGGAUCACUCCUCAGAAGAUAUUGCGUUGCUUCGCAAUCGCUUCUUUCAACUGCUUCUCUCUAUCCAAGAUGUAAACUUUGUUGUGGAAAAUAAUGAGCUGAGAAAUGUUAUUACAAUUGUAUUUCAAGAUUUGAUCAGCCCCAACCCCAUUGUCGGUAGCAUGGCUUCUCUUGUACUCCAGAGAUUGAUCAAAAGGUCUAGAUCUUUGGAAGGUUCUUCUCAUGAGGCCAUUAUAUGGUUAUCAAAUUUUCAAGAAACUGCAUCCGGAAAGAAAGAAUGUUCAGAAGCAGUUAACAUUCUUGUUGAGAGUAUGAUACGUGCCUGUGUUUCAUGCCCCAAAUAUCUUGACAUAAUUGCUUGUGCUGAGGAUGAAGCUGGAAAAAUGAUGUACAAGCAUUGUCCAUCUACAUUAGCACUCUCAGACGGAAGAACACUGCAGGAGCUGUUUGAUGAUCUUUCAGAAAACAAAGAUGCAUUGCCUUGCGAUGACAUGGCCCACUCUGCAAAGCUCAGCCCAUGGCUUCCUGCCUUCCUAGAAGUUCUUAGGGAGAACAUAAAUGGAAAGAAAUUGAAACGGCAUCAAAAACAGGUUGUUCAAGACUUCUGUUGCAAGGUAGUUUUACGCUUGCUUUGUCGUUUUCCACACUCUGGAGCAUUUCUGCAUCUGGUUUUGCAUACCUAUCCUAAUGUCAUUCCUUCUAAAUUGGCUAAUUACCUGCAAUCAUGGCUUCCUGGCGGCAGUCCCCAACCAGUUGAGCUGAAUGUUCUUGGGGAGAAUAGUGCAGAAGUUAAAUUGAGUACCUUUUUGUUCUGUGAAAACGAUGAUUCUUCUUUACAAGACACCAUCAACAAAAUGUUUAUUAGUCUUGCUCUUCCUACAAUGCAUGACAACCCUAAAGAAAAUUUAUCAGAGGCUGAAAGGUUGAAAGGCUCCUAUGCUGUUAUUCAAGUAGUUCAUUUUAUUUGUUUUCAUUUAAUGCAACUAACUCAAUUAGAGAAAUUGACUGAGGGUUGCGUACUUAGAUCUCAAGAAAUACUUCUAUUCAUACUUGACACCGCUACACAUUUUGACCAGUUUGGAAAGAAAAGAAAUGCAGGACUGUUCAUUGACUGCUUCAAGGUCAUUCUCUUUCAUCCAUUCCUAUACCAACAAUUUAACCCUCUUGUCAAGGGCAGGACUAAGUCCUCUGCAUUAUUGACAAAUCUGAUGAUGAAAGUGUUAAAAAAAGCAUCAACAUGUUCUGAACUUGGGCCCAACAUUUUGCCCUUCAAAAGGAAAUUUUUAGAGGGACUCAAACUUACAACACAUGAGAAAGACCCAAAGGAAAACAUCACCAACAUGGUGGAUUCUUUCCAACUCACAUUUCAAGAUAUAUCUGAUACUCUGGUCUUAAUAUCAGACCUUUCAUGCUCAACUUUCAUUGUUGGUACUAAAGAAAAUCAAAAACUUUCUCAGUGGGUGCAAUUAGCAGAGCACCUACUUACUCGAGCAUCUGAACUUCGGACUAAAGGCAGCCCUAAUGUCAGUGAAGUCAUGAUAUUGCCACCCUCUGUAGUGCUGCAAAUAUCAAACUGGAUUGUGUAUUUUCUUCCAAAUGAGAGCAUUGAUGUGACAUCCCUACUUGAAGCUUUCAUGCUCUAUAUAAAAUCGUGUCCUCAACAGACAUGUCAUUUAAGUGACCAACUGUUCCCAUGUAUUCUGACCACAUUCCGAUGCAAUGCUGCAGUUAAUAACCUUCUUAGGUGGAUGGCAUCUUGCAUGCCAGUAAAAGAUUUGACAGCCUCAUUAACAGCUACUGUCAAUAGCUACAAGACAAAAGGCUUAGAGGACCACAUGCAUGUUAUUUUGCCGCUUCUCAGAGCUGUUUUGAAGGACAAUUUGGAAAGCAUCAAAAUGCCAGUCUGUGGUAUUGUAUAUUCCCACCUUAGAAGAAGAAUUGAGGACUAUGCUGUUAAAGUGGAUAGGCACCCAGUAUGGUUGCCCAUGAAUACUGAUGUUGUGGUUCUCUUGAUGAAACGUCACAUGAAACAAGCUGAACGAGAAAAAGUGUGCCUGGCUUUGAAAGAAAGAGCUCCGGCUUUGACCAAAGAGAGACUUUACUAUUUGCAGCUCAUUACAGAAGUUUUGCAAAUACAUCAGCCUCAACUGUUGCUAUUACUUCUUGCUUGGCUUGGUGUUGCUUUGAAGAAAUAUGGAAGUGCUUCAGAACAAGCUGUCUUGGCUAAACCUCUGUGUGAGGCUAUAUCAAAAUUUCUGCAGGAAGAAACUCAAGAAGAUUUUAAAUCUGUUGUAGAGAGCAAGGUUUGGCAAGAGACACUGAGAAUAGUCCUGAAGUUUGCACUUGUUGCAAAGGAUGAAGAACAGUCAGAUUUGGCCUGUGUGCUGCUCCAAACUUUAUCUACUGUUUUUCAGAAGAUGUACUCUCCUCAAGAAGGCCAUGAACAUGUACCCAUGGUUCAUAGCAUGAUCAUUCAGCAUUCUGAAUAUAUUAGACUUAUGUUGAGCCACAAUCCAUGUAAAUUUGACCUCAUUCAGUUUCUCUAUAUUCUUCUUGAACGAAACCCAAAAAUUAUGGAAAGUUCCCAUGCACCUGUUUUGCUUUCUGCAUAUAAUGCAUCUGUUAGCAAAACUGAUAGAGCUUUGCUCAAAAUCUUGAUGAUGUACGAACAGUGUGGAGUUGAUCUCUCUCAGUACCGGCCUUUCUAUUGGGGCCGUCAAGGUGCUGAUUAUUAUGCCAUAUGGUCUCAGGCAAAGGUCAAUAGGUCGCUGGAUAAGCAGCUGAGACCUGAUCAACUUCUUAACCAUUUAAAAGAAAGUAUGGUAAAUGAAACCAUUGCUAAUUUUCCCCUUCAUUCCACUUUUAAGAUUACAGAUGCAGAGACAAAAUUUGUUGGCACUGUGCAAGUCUAUGACCCAUCAUUUUAUCUUCCACUCUUCAUAUAUCUUUUGUCUCCAGAGUCACUAGUAGUUUGUCAUACGUUCAUGACAUCUGGAGGGCUAGGCAUCACGCUUGCAGCAUUGUCAAGUUACGAUGAUGAUGUGAGAGCUGCAGCGUAUACUGUUCUUGCUCGCUACCGCUCUCAACUGGAAAUGGCAAGAGGAAUUGGCAAGGAGAUAGCUUUGCAGUUCUUGUCUGUCAUGCAUGAAGGAAUUGUAGCUUUGGACGGUGAAAAUACUCGGCUACCAAGCAUUAUUACCGUAUUCCUUGCCAAGGCCACUUUGCAUAUUGCUGACCCUUUCAGCCCCUUGAAUAAACCCUUAGUUAAAUUUAUUCUUGCUAAGCCAGUUUUAAAUAUGCGAACCAUACCAGAGUUCUUGGAGCUAAUGCAUUCAAGCCAUGUGGACCAUUUAGCUCACCGCCAUUGGAUCUUGGAGGUUGUGAAAGAUGGUAUCAAAUCUGCUUCUGAUGUUGACAUAUGCAUGGAAAUGUUCGUCUUCAAGAUGUUGCUCUCCUUUUAUUCAAGCUGUCUGUGUGACACCAAAAGCAAACUUUUUAUCCUGAGUUGCAUCCAAUCAGCCAUAAGCGUUCAGUAUGGCGCUUGUCGCCUUGUCAGAGAUUACAGUCUUUCAUCAUGGUUACACCAAUCUAUUCUUAGUACAAAAGUAGAAGAUUCAACCCUCAUUGAUACUAUGGUAAGGCUAGUGUCAAAAUUGUGGGAGUCGUUGUCACUACCAUCUAAGGGCAACCCAGGAAUCCCACACCCAGCAAAUCCUGCUGGCACUGUGUUUCGCCUCCUGCUAGCAUUGAAAGAUAAGCUCAAAGCUUCUGUUUCUACUGAAACAUUAUGCCAUUAUGUUAGUUUACUGUCCAAUGUGGUGCCACACCUUAGUGCAGAGAAUUUCUCUGUUUUUACCAAGGACCUUCUAUUGUCAACUUUAGAAACCAUUUCCCCACUCUGCCCCAACAAGCGCCAAUUCUUUGACUUGCUGGAGCUAGGAUGUCAUUUUACAGAUAUUGAUGAUACUAAUAUUGCUAAUUCAUCUCUUGAUAAUUGUUUGAGAACACUGACAAUUCAAUGGAUCAAGCACAGAAAAUCUUAAGAGAAACCUGUCCUUACUUUAAUUAUUUAUCUGACUGUACAUACUGAAAUAUUUAGUCCAAAAAUCAAUUGACAGUUCCAUGAAACAGUUCCUCUGUGAUGGUAAUUUUUUUCCCCAUUAUAAGGCAUGAAGAUUAUAUAAACAAAUCAAGAAAGAAGUUGUAACAAAGACCAUUUAUACAUAAUAAACGAAAAAGAUGA
Molecule: messenger RNA, 6328 nt
Organism: Thrips palmi
Lineage: Eukaryota; Metazoa; Arthropoda; Insecta; Thysanoptera; Thripidae
Exons: 22
Coding region: 96-6128 (2010 amino acids)
Biological process (GO): maturation of 5.8S rRNA from tricistronic rRNA transcript (SSU-rRNA, 5.8S rRNA, LSU-rRNA); maturation of LSU-rRNA from tricistronic rRNA transcript (SSU-rRNA, 5.8S rRNA, LSU-rRNA)
Cellular component (GO): nucleolus
Source: RefSeq, a predicted model, not a curated record